CUGAUAAGUGGACUUCAGAAUAUGCAAUUUCCGCAAAUACUUUGUAAAGAAAAAAAAACGCUGUUUAGAAGGGAUAUACUUCCACCCCCCAUGAUAAUUGACGGGUGGGGUGGUUCUGGAUUUUUAACUGCGGACGAGGCAUGCUGCAGCACAGGGUUUUUUUCUUUUCUUUUGGCACAACUGUGGUCUUACUCACAGGAGGCGGCGUGAGGGAAAGGAGGAGGGGCGUCAUGAGGGUGAGAGAGAGUGUGUGGGUAGGAGAGCUGCUGUGGAACAUCACCAGUGUGUUGGUGAGCGCUGCUUUCAAACACCAAAGUUUCCUCGCAGCGUGGCUCACGUGUGCGCCACCGGAGUUCUCAAGCCAUGAGGAUGACCACGGCAAGAAUGUUUUGCUGAGAAUGUUUUGCCGGGUCACCCCCUCCCUCCAAAUGAAAGCAAGACCGUCCGCUUUCCCUCCUUCGUCGUCCAGGAGCCAUCUAGAUUCCCGCCUGUGAUCCACACAUGAACGCCAGCACGGUUUCCGACGGGCUCUGCCCCAACAUCACGUGCAACGAUGCGACGGUGAAGGGCGACAGUAAGCCGGCGACGAGCAUCGUCAUGUUCUUGGCCGGCGUGGUGGGCAACCUCCUGGCCCUCUUCAUCCUGGGCGUGCACCGCAAGGAACACCGCUCCAGGUCGUCCGUUUUCUCCAUCCUGGUGACCGGUCUGGCCCUCACCGACCUGCUGGGCACCUGUCUCCUCAGCCCGCCCGUCUUCAUCUGCUACGCCCGCAACGUGUCCCUCAUCGGCCUGGGCGACGAGGGUCUGUGUCAGCUGUUUGGCUUCGCCAUGAGCUUCUUCGGCCUGGCGCCCACCCUCAUCCUUUGCACCAUGGCCGUGGAGCGCUGCCUGGCCAUCAGCCACCCGUACUUUUACUCGGUGUACAUCCGCCGCAGCUUUGCCAAGGUCACACUGGUCGCCAUUUACCUCUUCUCCCUAGCCUUCUGCCUGCUGCCGCUGGCCGGCAUCGGCAGGUUCAGGCAGUACUGCCCUGGCACGUGGUGCUUCAUCGACAUGGACGCCACGAGCGACGCCAACGCCGAGCGGGUGCAGGCUUUCUCGCUGUCGUACUCGUCCCUCAUGGCGCUGCUCAUCCUGGCCGUGUUCGUGUGCAACGGCUCGGUGAUCGUGAGCCUCUGCCAGAUGCACCGCAGCCAGAUGAUGCGGCGAGGCUCGGUGGGCUCCUUCGGCAGAAGGAGGAAGCUCAGUCUGGCCUGGUUCGGACUGGGCGUGGAAGAGAUGGACCACCUGGUGCUGCUGGCCCUCAUCACCGUUAUCUUUGCCGUCUGCUCGCUGCCGCUGACUAUCGCCGGCUUCAUCAACGCCAUCCGCCCGUUUUGCGGCGACCACGAGAACCUGACCGCCUUCCGCUUCUACGCCUUCAACCCCAUCGUGGACCCCUGGGUCUUCAUCAUCUGCCGCAAGUCGGUCUUCCGACACCUGCGCUCGCUGCUGAGCUGCCGCUUCAGCAGAGGAACCGGCGAGAAGACGCCGGCGCACUGCGCCAUGUCCGUGCCCCUGGAAGAUCACGUCCGGUGCAACUCUCUCGACGUGACGCAGCGUAACUUCUCCUCGGGUUUACCGGCGUCGCCCAGCAGGAGUUCGCCGCCGUGCAAGUGAAGGAGGCUGCGUUAGUGGUGAGACAUCUCCAAACCGAGGUACACAGACUUGGACUGGAGACUAGUCAGUAAGAGUUUCUGCUGCAAGUCGACUUAGUUAGCACUAAGCACCGAGUCAUGUGACCAUGAAUGGCUAACAUCCUGUACAUUAGCCUUGCCCACUAUCAGGUAUUGAAACCACUCUUCUAUCUUCCAGUUUGUGCUGGUGUGCCUAAUAAAGUGGAAAGUGGGUGCAUACACGUACAGUAAUAUGCACGAAUGUUUACACUUCCUUCAUUACGAUUCGCGACCAAAGACGAAGCGCGCUCUGCUAUGACUUUUCAGCAUUGCGCAAGUUCCUAUUUAUAUCAGAAGAUGGCGUCUUCUUCACGCGUCUGGUGUCCAGCCAGCGCCACGUUCCGCCUGGGCUCAAUCCACGGUCCGCACGAUGAGAGUCGGCAACGUUAGCCGUCGGGCGAAAAGCCUGAGCUCUCAACUCGAUGUCCAGUGCCAUAGUGAAUUGAGUACAGCGUUCUCUCUUUCUAUCGCAGUUCACCUUUCGCGGACUCGCUGUUUUGCGGAUUUUGUGCAAUUUUAGUUUUUUUUUUUUUUUUUAUGCAGCAUGUGAACGCUGUUACAGGCUGAGCCUGGCCCUUUAAGAAGAGUCGCUUUGUGGGAAGUUGAGCGUCAUAGUGUAUAUUUUUUUUGGACCGUGGGAGGAAACCGGAGUACCCAGAGAAAACCAACGCAUGCACGGGGAGAACAUGCUAAUCACCAGACAAGCACGCAGCCCGGCCGCAUACAAUCACAGGUAUUUUUUUCAGCCUUAUUACUAACUGGCAGGAAAUCCCGUGAGAUCUUCUUUGGACCGUGAACCGCUUGGUACAAUUCCAUGCAGUACAUGAAUUAGGCGUCUUCCCUGUUCUUUCGCACCACAUGCAAUAUGGCGGUAACGUCGACGUAUGAUUCAACGCUCAGUGCGGCGUCUACGUCACACGAGAAGCUCACACACAUGCAACAUGUGCACCUCCCCGACUCACUAAACGCCGUGAGCCCACGUCAGGUUCAUGAUUCACUUGUCGGCCCUCUCAUGCCUGCGUUGGCUCGUGAGUGUAGUGAGUCGAGGUUCGCCAGCAGCUCAGACAGGAACAGGAAGUGGAAAGGAGGAUUUGAGGCCAUUUAUACAAAUGCAGUUGGAGUAACAGUUGCACAAUUAGUGCCAUGUUACCCGGUUUCCUUUUUAAUUUAGCUAGCGGCAGCAAGGUAAGUGAACGAGUUAACAGAGACGAAUACCCGCGAGUCAGUAAAAAACGCUCAAGUUUUCAACGACUCUGUCAAUACUCGACCAUCUCCACGGCCUGACCCUUCAGGCGGUUUUAUCGGCUAACUUUCACACAGCUGCACUAGCUGGCAUGCGUUACACUUGCAAGUGCGGUUCGGUUCACUCAAGCUGAAAGUGUGAACGCCACACGCACCAAACACGCCAACCAGAAAUGCUAAAUAUGUAAGACAAAAUACAUUGGAAAUGCUGUCUCUCUGCUGUGUGUGUGCGUGUGCGUGUGUGUAAAACAUCGGCGCUCUUCAAAAGUAUAUUUUAGAAGCUUUUUGUGGCAAUUUAAGCUGGUAAAUAUAGCUGAAUAUAAAAACAUUUCAACCCAGCAGACAACAUUUUGGUACAGUGGAACCUUGGAUUUUGUGAUUACCAUAAAUUCCGGUGUAUUAGCCGCCACUUUUUUUGUAAACAUAUACAGCGGUGCAGCCAAUUUAUGGCUAAAUCCUAAUCCUGUGACAUCUUUACUUCAGAACUACUACUAAAUGCUUAAAUACUGUGCCGCUUGCGAGUCAGCGAGGAAACAAUAGCUCUUUCUUUGGCAGGAGCCAAUCACGAGCUAUCAGUGCACUCACACCGAGCUUGUCAACCCAAUGGAAGUCAGUGGAGGUCAGUAUAUCUACCGGUAUAACAUAACCGUCUGACUCACCGUGUCAUCUUUCAAAGAACAAUUUACUAGCAGCACUAAAUUCAUUACACAGUAACUUAACUCAAAAGGUGUAUAUCCAAAUAUACAAACAUGUCCCAAUAAGACUUUAAAAUAAAAAAACA
Messenger RNA from Dunckerocampus dactyliophorus (ringed pipefish), 3738 nucleotides. It is a transcript of the gene ptgir, whose product is annotated as prostaglandin I2 receptor. Gene Ontology annotation, molecular function: prostacyclin receptor activity; thromboxane receptor activity. The transcript has 4 exons. Gene Ontology annotation, biological process: adenylate cyclase-activating G protein-coupled receptor signaling pathway; positive regulation of cytosolic calcium ion concentration; inflammatory response. The record is from RefSeq and is a predicted model, not a curated record. Bases 502 to 1659 code for a protein of 385 amino acids. Gene Ontology annotation, cellular component: plasma membrane. NCBI's taxonomy places the organism in Eukaryota, Metazoa, Chordata, Actinopteri, Syngnathiformes, Syngnathidae.